Letharia columbiana is the source of this 1476-nucleotide messenger RNA. RefSeq lists its product as uncharacterized. Gene Ontology annotation, molecular function: transmembrane transporter activity. The transcript has a single exon. Bases 1 to 1476 code for a protein of 491 amino acids. NCBI's taxonomy places the organism in Eukaryota, Fungi, Ascomycota, Lecanoromycetes, Lecanorales, Parmeliaceae. Gene Ontology annotation, biological process: transmembrane transport. The record is from RefSeq and is a predicted model, not a curated record. Gene Ontology annotation, cellular component: membrane.
AUGGUAUCACAAAGAGGAUUCGGAACCCUUAUUGAUAUCGACUCACGUAUUACCGACCCUCCGGCCGCUCUCAAAAAGGAUUCUCAUGCUCUUCCUGACUUGCCAACCGCGUACGAACUGGACGAGCUGAACAGGACCCCUCGUGAUAAUGGUCCUCCGCUACCACUUACACCUUCGGGUGGUCAGACUCCAAGAAGUCUCCAUGAAUUGGAGAUGUCCCGCCCACCUACACCGGAAUAUCACGAUGCCGCCGAAGUCGUGCAAACGUGGACGAACCCGCCAAUCAACAAGUGGCGACUCUUGAGUGCUUGUCUGAUGAAUUUCGGCAACGGUCUGAACGACGCAGCCCCUGGCGCUCUCAUUCCCUACAUGGAAAAGGACUACAAGAUCGGCUAUGCGAUUGUCUCGCUCAUUUUCGUCACGAACGCCGUUGGCUUCAUCGCAGCUGCUCCUGUCAACCAACUCCUGCAGGCUCGUUUGGGCCGGGCCAAGACCCUUGUUCUAGCCGAGUCCAUCAUGGCCGCAGCCUACAUCAUGCUGGUCUGCAGGCCUCCCUUUCCCGUCGUCGUCGUCUCUUUCCUGUUCCUGGGCCUAGGCAUAGCCACAAAUCUGGCUCCGAACAACGUCUUCUCAGCCAACCUCGCCAACGCGACGACCGCGCUGGGCUGCUUGCAUGGGUCCUACGGCAUCGGUGCAACAAUCGGUCCACUGAUGGCGACGGCGUUGGUCACUCACAACCAUCCCUGGUCCACCUUCUACUUCAUCUCCCUAUCCAUCACCAUCUUCAACCUCCUCCUCGCCUUCUUCUCCUUCCGCAACUACGAAAAGGACACCCCGCCCCUCAACCCCCUGCGCCCCACCCCCUCGAACCCCCACCCCGCGCCCCCCUCCCGCUCCACCCUCCUCAAAGCCGCCCUCACGCACAAAACCACCGUCCUGGGCGCCCUCUUCAUCUUCUGCUACCAGGGCGCCGAGGUCAGCAUCUCGGGCUGGGUCAUCUCCUUCCUCAUCUCCUACCGGCACUCCUCCCCCGCCCGCGUCGGCUACGUCACCGCCGGCUUCUGGGCCGGCGUCACCCUCGGCCGCUUCCUGCUCUCGCACCCCGCCCACCGCGUCGGCGAGAAGCGCGCCGUCGUCGCCCUGGUCCUCGGCGCCGCCGCCUUCCAGCUGCUCGUCUGGCUCGUGCCCAACGCCGUCGGCGACGCCGUCGCCGUGUCCGUCGUCGGCCUCCUGCUCGGGCCCGUCUACCCCGCCGCCACGGCCGUGUUCGCGUCGUUGAUCCCGAAGCGGCUGCAGAUGAGCGGGUUGGCGGCCGUGUCGGCGCUGGGCAGUUCCGGCGGCGCGGUGGCGCCGUUGGUGACGGGGGUUUUGGCCCAGGAGGUCGGGACGUGGGUCUUGCAUCCGAUUUGUAUCGGGUUGUUCGCGGGGAUGCUGGGGUGUUGGGUGGGAUUGCCGAGGAUUGUAAAGAGGGAGUGA